AUGUUGCUUCAACGUCUACAGCCUCCAUUGCGAGGCGCGAUCGCAUCCCUCUCGCGGACCGCGUGCGCCUCGGCUGCGGAAACGCAUCUUUGCGAAGCGCUCGCGCAUCUCUCGUUCAAGAAAUCUGCUUCUCCACUUGCCCCUCUCGUCGGCGUUCGUCAUGCUUCGCACGCUGCACAGGGAGCUGUCAAUAAAGCGAAAGAUGGACCGGGGAAGCGAUUGGGUGCGAAGAAAUCCGGUGAACAAUACGUCAUCCCCGGCAACAUCAUAUUCCGCCAACGCGGCACCCACUGGUUCCCCGGCGAUAACUGCGCCAUGGGUCGCGAUCACACGAUUUAUGCCACGCAGCCCGGGUAUGUGAAAUACUAUAAAGAUCCCGAGCGCCAUCCCAAACGCCAAUACAUCGGCGUGGUAUUCAAGCGCGAGCAGGUUCUCCCCUUACCGCGGAACACCAUCAGGAGACGCAGAUUAGGGAUGGAGGUUGCGAAGAUUGAGGAGCCGGAGGUAGAGCAGCCGGUCGCGGUGGAGGUUAGUGUGGAGGGAGCCGAGAAGGAGGGGAAGAAGGAGAAGAAGAAGAAGGAGAGGAAGGGGGAGGAGGGCAGAAAUCUACAGUUGCGUCCGGGCUAUAUGUACAGAGAGGCGAAUUGGGAAAUUGGAAGAGCGGCCGAGAGAGCGAAGGUUAAGGUGAGGUUGUAUAAACCGGGCGAUCGAUGGACGGCGUGGAGGAAGGCAAAUGCGAGGAAGACGAAGAAUGCGGAGAAGAGGGGUUUGUCGAGUAGGAAGAAGAAAUAG
This is a messenger RNA of Botrytis byssoidea, 792 nucleotides long. RefSeq lists its product as uncharacterized. Gene Ontology annotation, molecular function: structural constituent of ribosome. The transcript has 2 exons. Gene Ontology annotation, biological process: translation. The coding region runs from base 1 to 792 and encodes 263 amino acids. Gene Ontology annotation, cellular component: ribosome; mitochondrial large ribosomal subunit. The record is from RefSeq and is a predicted model, not a curated record. Lineage: Eukaryota; Fungi; Ascomycota; Leotiomycetes; Helotiales; Sclerotiniaceae.